GUCAGUACACGUGGGUGCACAUGGCUUGGCCCGCCGCAAAAACAACGCCGCGCAAAAAAGCCGCGGCCCUUCCUGCUUGCGCUCUUGGCCCUCAGCCAUCCCUGUUGCCUCCGCUCUCUGGUGAUAGCCGAGCCGCCGAGCCGCCGAACGACCAACCCAACAACCCUGCUGGCCGACUCAAUUGCCGCCGCCUGUCGCCCGUCCCCAACACCGCAUAUAAGUUGCGAUCUCCCAGAGCUCGCAAGCACCGCAAAAACCCCAUCGCAAGUCCUCUGCCGCCGCCAACGGGCUGCCAUCCCCCCCUCCCGUUCCAAACACGACUCCUGGCCCUCUUGCCCACUAGCCUUUCUCCCUCACCCAGCAAUCAGUCCGUCUACCGCCAAUCUCCCCGCAGCCAUGAUUUUCUGGGGUACCUAUCGCUUCGCCUGCUCAAAAUGCCAGGUCGGCCAUCGAAAUGCUUCGUGCGACCACCUCUCCCGGCCGCUCAUUGAGCUCAAGGGCAAAGGCCGUCCUGUAUCCCAGUGCUCGUUCUGUCGGGAUAAGCGUAGAGCCGGUCAAGGACACGCCCACCACAAGUGCAUCUGCGGUAGCCUCUCGAGCUCCAUCUCAAAGAAGCGAAUGGAGGCUUAUUUCGAGACGGGAAUCGUGAUGGUGUUUGAGGGCGAAAACGCCGAGUCCGCCCACCAGAAGCUCCAGAAGGAGCGGGAAAUCACCGUCACGAUUCAAAAGAAAAAGACCCAGUCCCCCGAUGAUCUACACAUGAAUUUUGUGUUCCAGACGGCCAAGUUCUUUGAAGAGGUUGUCGAGGUCGACAUGAUGAAAAUCCUGGCCAAUCCGUGCCAAUGUCAUAUGGGUGGGCCAUGUAUUUGCUCCGAGCUGCCGGCCCAGCCCCGGAACAAGUCGAGGAAGGAGACGCCCACCCAGCUCGCCAACAUUGCUCCCUCGCUAGCCUCGUCCUCGCCUUCGUCCUCAGCCGUCCGACCGGCGACGGAAGCUAUCCAUUCUGUCGCCCCAACCGGCUUCUACUCCAAUCCCCAAGCCUUUGAUGCCGCGCCCAGCAAGAGCCCUGGCUUUGACUUUAAUCUUCAGCAGGAUCUUUCCUCCCGUGUGUUUUCUGACGCCAUGUCUCACCCGUCUAUGCUUCCGGCGCAAGAAAUGCCCUCGACCUUCCACGGGCAAUAUCCCAUGGUUACCAGUCACGACCGUACGGCGCUUGAGGCGUUGUUCCAGCUCCGCGACGGCGCCAGCAUAUACAGCCCGGCCGGCCUUGGCUCGACGCUGGGAUUCCAGGCGCCGCUCCCAUCACCGGCCCCGGUCAUCGAUGCCUCGGGCAUAGUCAAUCCCAGUCUCCUGGCGCCUUUCCCAAUGAUGAAACCGAGCACCUUGGAUAUGCUACCGUACAUCACUGCAGCCCCUGUGGACCCGGUCCGCGAAAUGGCCUACAACGCACGCAUGGCCAACGGUCAGCCGCAAGCUGGCUUUGGCAAUCCAUUGCCGCCGGUGCAAGGGGACCACCUCCCCAAGCGGUCGUGCUGCUCUUCCAAAUCGAAAAAGUCGCCGGCUCCAUCAAAGCCCCAGAGCGCCAAGGCCACAUCCGGAUGCUGUGGAUCCAAGCCAAAGCCAGACGAGCGAGUGCGCAGCGGCAUUGCUUCACCACAAACAGACUCUUGCUGCGAGUCAGGCCGCUCGGAGAAAGCCUCUCUCGGCCAAGCCCACUCACGGGGCGGCUGCGCGGGAUGCGAAUCGAAUGGGGGCUGUCAAUGCGCCAGCUCUGCUGGAGGCUGCCGCUGUUCGUCCGUCGAAAGCACCGAGUACUCGAGUUCGAUUGAAGACAAUGGCCACGAAUGGUACGACAACCGCAAAUGGGUUGAAAUCCCACAUGCCGAUCCGUCGAGCUCAGCAGCUCCAAGCCCGGCGCACACCAAGUCGACAGGAUGCUGCGGUGGCAGCGGCAGUGGUGACGGUGGUGGCAGUUGCGGCGGUCGAAGCCGCGAGCAGACCGAUCGACUGGCUUAUGCCAUGGCACACCCGGCGCUGCAGGGCUCGGUGGUGGGGCAGCACCAGCAUCAGCUCCAGCUCCAGCUCCCUGUCGUUGACUCGUAUGCUUCCCAAGCACCUACCGAGCCAGGAGCUGGCGAGUACGUCUCCACCCCACCCGCGAGCGGCCCGGCGUCGUUCUGCGCAUCCAAGCUGCCGUCGGCGCAGCGGCUCGAAGCUCUUGUGGCCCUGAAUACGAUCGUCCAAGAGGAAAUUGCGCGAGCGACCUGUGCCUGCGGAUGCGACCGUCAGGGCGGGGUAUGCAGAAACUGCACCAAGUAACCUGGCUCGACACUCGACGACAUGCUGUGGGACACCGAGCUGCCCGCAAGAUCGUGGCGCGAAUAGUUUUGGUGACUGGGGUUCGAGAGCGAGGCGAGCUAUCGGUCUUUAUAUGGGCAAACGGGACACCCUCACGAUCCCAUUUGUCAGCCUAGUAUGUGAUGGCUUGCGUCUGGCUAAGUCAUAAGAAAUAAAAACAGAUCCCCUCCGA
Messenger RNA from Polychytrium aggregatum, 2530 nucleotides. RefSeq lists its product as uncharacterized. Gene Ontology annotation, biological process: positive regulation of transcription by RNA polymerase II; intracellular iron ion homeostasis; intracellular copper ion homeostasis. The record is from RefSeq and is a predicted model, not a curated record. Gene Ontology annotation, cellular component: nucleus. NCBI's taxonomy places the organism in Eukaryota, Fungi, Chytridiomycota, Chytridiomycetes, Polychytriales. The transcript has 2 exons. Bases 397 to 2319 code for a protein of 640 amino acids. Gene Ontology annotation, molecular function: RNA polymerase II cis-regulatory region sequence-specific DNA binding; copper ion binding; DNA-binding transcription factor activity, RNA polymerase II-specific.